Molecule: messenger RNA, 2259 nt
Organism: Serendipita indica DSM 11827
Lineage: Eukaryota; Fungi; Basidiomycota; Agaricomycetes; Sebacinales; Serendipitaceae
Source: the annotation of a GenBank genome assembly
AUGGCCCAAACUGCAGAGACGACUGCUCACGAGCAGCUUGGAAGUGGAGGAGACAGUCCCCAGCUGCUCUCGACAGAACCUGUCGACUUUGCGCGACCUCGCCCUGCGUUUUUCGACAAUACAUCGCGUGCAUCGUCAGCGACACUCGAAGCUCGCGCGUCGGGUUAUGGAUCCAUUGCUGGUCUCAACCCAAAGGGCGAACCCGAGGACCAAGGCGCGUCGAGAGAAAAAGUGCAAGACGCUGGGGUUGCCAAUGCUAACAAUCUAUCACAAAGAGACGAGCUCCCUGCGCCUGUUCAGCGUCGCACACGUCGUCGGGUCCUUGUCGGCGUGUUUGCCGUCGUCGGAUGUGUGAUCGUCGUCCUCGCCAUUGUCCUCCCCGUCUACUUUGUCGUCGUCAGAAAGCGCGACUCGGAUUCUGGACACGUUGGGAGCACCGGUAGUGGCGAUUCGGGGACGAACACGGACAACGGUGGAACCAACUCGGGCAAUACUCCUCCCCCGAACACGCCUACUUGGGGUGGAGACGGCUCACUGGUGACAAAGGAAGACGGGACGACAUUCACUUACAAUAAUACAUUUGGUGGCUACUGGGUCUAUGACCCCGCCAACCCUCUGAACAAUUCUGCAAAGGCCCAGUCUUGGACGCCUUCGCUCGCCGAGCAAUGGCGCUAUGGCAUCGACAAGAUGUAUGGGGUAAACCUUGGCGGUUGGCUCAACCUAGAGCCGUUCAUUUCUCCAGCGCUCUACGAGCCCUUUUACCCAAACGCAGUCGACGAAUGGACCCUCUCAGAGCUCAUCCAGGCCCGCGACGGUAACCUAAACGCAAUCGAGGAACACUACAAGACGUUUAUCGUCGAAGAAGACUUUGCCAUGAUUGCCGCUGCCGGUCUCAACUGGAUUCGCAUCCCCAUUGCCUUUUGGGCCGUCGAGAAAUACGACAACGAACCCUUUCUCGAGCGCGUCAGCUGGACCUACUUUCUCAAGGCUAUCACUUGGGCACGCAAAUACGGCCUCCGUAUCAACCUCGACCUCCACGCCGUCCCAGGUUCCCAAAACGGCUGGAACCACAGCGGCAAGCUCGGCGAUAUCAACUUUCUCCGCGGCGUAAUGGGCUUGGCCAAUGCGGAGAGAACGCUCGACUAUAUCCGCAUCAUUACCGAGUUCAUCUCUCAACCCGAGUACAGGGACGUCGUCCCCAUGUUUGGCAUCCUCAACGAACCCCGCUCCAACUUUGGCUCGGGGUAUCCCAGAGAGGCCAUGCAAGCUUGGUACGCCGAGGCCUAUAGAAUCAUUCGAACUGCAGGAGGAACAGGCGCCGGCAAUGGUCCCUAUGUCUCCAUCCACGACGCCUUUUACGGCAUGAGCGGAUGGACUGGCUACACGUCGACUGCAGAUCGACUCGCAAUGGAUCAUCAUCCAUAUCUCGUCUUUGGUGAACCAAUCGACCUCCCGCCCUCUGGCUUUGUCCCCCUCCCGUGCAGCCGUUGGGCUGGCAUGUUCGCCGACGCCUCCAAUGCCUUUGGUCUUACAACAGCGGGAGAGUGGUCGCACGCUAUAAAUGACUGUGGACUUUACCUAAAUGCCGUUGGAAGAGGUACUCGGUACGAGGGAACAUUUGAAUCGACGACACGUAUCGGCGAUUGCGCUCAAUGGGACGACUAUUCGACGUGGAGUCAGGACACCAAGGACGCUCUUCGUGGAAUGAGCCUUUCGACCAUGGACGCGCUCCAAAACUGGUUCUUCUGGACGUGGAGGAUUGGAGAGACGUUGCAGACGGGCAAAGUUCGUGCACCAUUCUGGUCAUACAAGCUUGGCCUCCAAGAAGGCUGGUCGCCGACCGACCCUCGUGACUCUAUCGGUCAAUGCCAACGACUGGGCCAAGCCACCAAUACUUUUACUGGCCCCCUUCAACCGUAUCAGAUUGGUGGGACCGGUCAAGGCGGCGUUGGUGCCCUCGACGCCUAUCCAUGGCCACCGAGUGCCAUUGGCGGUGGCUUUGCGGCUGCUGCAGUCCCCCGUUAUACACCCACCGGUUCACUCCUUACAAUGCCCGGAGUCACUGUCACGUCUCUCGGAAGCAGUGCAACGUUUGCUGUUGGUGAUGGCUGGGCGAAUGACGCAGACACCACCCCUAUGCGCGUUCCUGUCCAAGGUUGCGUAUAUCCGAAUCAGUGGGACGCCAAUAAUGCGGCCGUUCCUGCCUGUGGAGUUGGUAUUGCAAAGAGAGACGCCCCGACGCCGGCGCCAAUGCUGUAA